AUGACCCAGCAACCCACGCAUGCUCGUGUCUCAAGACCGCGCAGCCCGCCAUUCUCUGCGUACCUUCAGCUCGUGGCUUUUACUGCAACCAUUACCGUUUCCGUUUCCAUCUCAGCAAGCCAAGGAUUUGCCACGGGAGGGAAUUUCUUCGGCGUCGCCCUGAGCAACGAGACUGUCCCUACCACGAUGACGGCUGUUCAAGCCACCGCAGACGCUGCGUACUGGCUCUCGUGGGCGGCAGCAACGUCCUCAGUCUCAUUGAUGAUCGCACUCAUUUUACAGCUGAUGCAAACAGACGAGGUAUUUCUAGAUGCUUUGGAAAGCACCAACAAUGGUCGCGAGCGCAGCUUCCCACGGGCAGUUGUGGGAUCUGGUAGUUGGAUUGCCCUCUUGUUACAAGCAAGCGCGUUGGCGUUUAUAGGACAAGCCUUGAGGGCGAUUAAUAAAAACAGUGGGAGUAUGAUACAGUGGGCAUUGCUUGCCGUUGGGGCCACCUUUGUGUCGUUCUAUCUUUAUACCAUCAACUUUUUGGCGGACGUUUAA
This is a messenger RNA of Colletotrichum orchidophilum, 543 nucleotides long. RefSeq lists its product as uncharacterized. NCBI's taxonomy places the organism in Eukaryota, Fungi, Ascomycota, Sordariomycetes, Glomerellales, Glomerellaceae. The record is from RefSeq and is a predicted model, not a curated record. The coding region runs from base 1 to 543 and encodes 180 amino acids. The transcript has 2 exons.